GACACAAAACGGGGAACACCCCGCUUCACGCUCGCUGGUUUAACGGUAGUUGGGAGGCGGAGUUCGGCCCAAUAAAGUCCUCUCGGAACCGGCAGCGGGGCUCAGUCGCGCUUCUCCCGUUCACCGGAUUAAAGUUGAGUCUUUCCUUCCGUUUAACGGACGAACCGCUCGUUUCGACGCCGUUUGGACACCGUGAACGUUUCACCUGCGGCGCGCGACGAAAAGCUGAUGGAGCGUCUCUCGAUGCUGUGCCUGUGCGCGCUGGCGACCCUGCGCGGCCACCAGGGCGCGAUGUACCAGGCGCCCUCCUCCUACGGCGAACGUGGCUCCGACCUCGGCAUGCAGGUGUUUCAGCAAGUGGUGCGCUCCAAGCCCCUGGAGAACGUGGUGCUCUCCCCCCACGGCGUGGCCUCCGUCCUGGGGAUGCUGCUGCCGGGAGCCCACGGGGAGACUCGCAAGCAGGUCCUCAACGCGCUCCGCUACAAGAAAAACGGCCCGUACAGGAUGUUGAAGAAGCUCCACAAGACGCUGACGGCGAAGUCCAACCGGGACGUCGUGCUCAUCGCCAACGCCAUGUUCAGCCAGGACGGCUUCCCCAUGGAGGCGGCCUUCGUGUCCGCCAACAAAGCCAACUUCCAGUGCGAGAGCAGGGGCCUGGACUUCGGAGACCCCCAGGGGGCUGCAGAGGAGAUCAACCAAUGGGUCAGCAACAAGACCAAAGGUCACAUCCCCAGCUUGAUCAAAGCGGACAUGCUGGACUCGGCUCUGACCCGGCUGGUCGCCGUCAACGCCAUCUACUUCAAAGGCCUGUGGAAGUCUCGCUUCCAGCCCGAGAGCACCAAGAUGAGGCCGUUCACCGGGGGCGACGGAGACGUGUACAAAGUGCCGAUGAUGUCACAGCUGUCCGUCUUCGGCAUCGGAAUAGCCACCACGCCUCAGGGGCUGAAGUACAAGGUGAUCGAGCUCCCGUAUCACGGCAACACCGUCAGCAUGCUGAUAGUCCUGCCCUCCGAGGAGGACACGCCUCUUUCCUGCAUUAUCCCGCACAUCAGCACGGCCGCCGUGCGGAGCUGGACCAAACUGAUGAGCAUGCGCAAAGUCCGCCUGCUCAUCCCCAGGUUCACCGCUGACGCCGAGGUGGACCUGGAAGCCCCCCUUUCGGCGCUGGGAGUAACGGACAUGUUCAGCGAGGACAAAGCCGACUUCAGUCACCUGAGUUCCGAGCCCGUUCACGUGUCCAAGGCUUUGCAGAAAGCCAAAAUCGUGGUGAAUGAAGAUGGAACGAAAGCGGCCGCCGCCACAACCGCCAUUUUGCUGGCGCGGUCCUCUCCACCCUGGGUCACGGUGGACCGACCUUUCCUCUUCCUCAUCAGACAUAACCCAACAGGUACCGUCCUCUUUAUGGGCCAGAUCAACCAGCCUUGAGCCCAGACGUCACUGGUUUCAUCGUACGCCAGCAUGGGAAAUGCUUCUACCCUGCCAGGCGUAAACAAAGACACACACACUUUGCUGUAGACUUAUGUACAGUGUGGACAUAUGAUGUUUGUUUUAAAUGUUGCUUUUUAUGUUGCAUAACACGCUGUAUACGAUGUUUUUCUGCUGACUACAUUUUCCAGCCGUUUUUAAUUUUUUUUUUUUUAUACUUCUUUUUUUUUUUUAUACUUCUUUUUUUUUUUUAAAGACUUUGAAUGUCAGUUGUGUAUUUUCUCAACUCUGGAGCAGCGCGAUCACUUUAUUUAUCGUGCCGCCGUUUGCAGUUUUAGACGUUUUUUUUUUUUUUUUUAAGUUAUGGCGACGUGCAUCCAUCCCAUAAUGAACGUCCUGCAUUCAGCCGCUUUUGCAAUGAUUGUUUCCCCCUCGCCGAGGAAGUCUCCUGUUUUCAUACUCGCUUCGUAUUUGAUUGAAUAAAAACACAUAUUUAUAACAUCAA
Molecule: messenger RNA, 1930 nt
Organism: Cyclopterus lumpus (lumpfish)
Lineage: Eukaryota; Metazoa; Chordata; Actinopteri; Perciformes; Cyclopteridae
Gene: serpine2
Product: serpin peptidase inhibitor, clade E (nexin, plasminogen activator inhibitor type 1), member 2
Exons: 9
Coding region: 229-1425 (398 amino acids)
Biological process (GO): negative regulation of endopeptidase activity; negative regulation of plasminogen activation
Molecular function (GO): serine-type endopeptidase inhibitor activity
Source: RefSeq, a predicted model, not a curated record